Messenger RNA from Suillus paluster, 537 nucleotides. RefSeq lists its product as uncharacterized. The transcript has 2 exons. Gene Ontology annotation, molecular function: RNA polymerase II cis-regulatory region sequence-specific DNA binding; DNA-binding transcription factor activity, RNA polymerase II-specific. The coding region runs from base 1 to 537 and encodes 178 amino acids. The record is from RefSeq and is a predicted model, not a curated record. Gene Ontology annotation, biological process: regulation of transcription by RNA polymerase II. Gene Ontology annotation, cellular component: nucleus. Lineage: Eukaryota; Fungi; Basidiomycota; Agaricomycetes; Boletales; Suillaceae.
AUGAAAUAUCAGGCAUCCUCUUUCGAGCAAGCUCAGUUCGUCGCCACGAAAUCCACGAGUAAAAGGUCUCAUCGCGCUUCUCCCUCUGAUGUUGAAAAUGCUCCUCGGAGGGAAUGCAUGACACCGGAGCAGCUUAAGAUCCUUAACCCGUACUAUGAAAAAACCCCACGUCCUUUGCCGGAUGAUAUCGAAUUAUUGGCCAAGGAGAUUCAUAGGCCAGUCCAAAAAGUCGUGAACUGGUUCAAUAAUCGGCGUGCCAAAGAGCGCAGAUUACAACGACAAUCGCAGAAGCCGUCACCUCUGUCGCAAAGCUUCUCGAUAAACGUUGAUAGUGACGCUGAUAUGGCCGAACCGGAUGUCGACGGUUCCGAAUCCGAGUCGGAUGUCGACCAAGAUGCCCUCGACUGUGUAGCGGCCAUGGAUCAGAUGUCACAAAAAGAAAUCGAUGUGGCUUUCAUUCUUAGCAAUCUCAAACGACGCAUCAUCAUCGUUGGCCCUUCCGAACAAAGAGAAAUCGACGUGUUUUCAAGCGUAUAA